Molecule: messenger RNA, 1919 nt
Organism: Amyelois transitella
Lineage: Eukaryota; Metazoa; Arthropoda; Insecta; Lepidoptera; Pyralidae
Gene: Dnai2
Product: dynein intermediate chain 3, ciliary
Exons: 11
Coding region: 145-1860 (571 amino acids)
Biological process (GO): outer dynein arm assembly; cilium movement
Cellular component (GO): outer dynein arm
Molecular function (GO): dynein heavy chain binding; dynein light chain binding
Source: RefSeq, a predicted model, not a curated record
AUUAGAUUAACCAACUUAACUAAAUUUUUAAAGAGCUUACUAAAAUAUAUGGUGGGUCGCCAUUGCGCACCUAUUGAUCAAACAAUCUAACCAAGCUUAGAAGUAGGUAAUGUUUUUAACGUUCACGUAACUAACACCAAAAACAUGGAAAAACAAGAGAAGCCAGAACUUGUGUACGAGUAUAAAAAGAGAAGGAAAGAGUUCGGGAAACAACUCCUUCUCGAAGACCAUGGUCCGGAGAUACUCGCUACCAUACCAUGCAAUCCCGCGUUGUACAAAGAUUAUAUACUUCGGAAUCCAGUGCAUGUGGGUAUACAAAACACCGGUACUAUGUCGGAACACUGGGUGAAUUCUGAACGAGCAGAAUAUACAUGUUCAGGCAUUAAUCAUGUUGAAGGUGGUUGGCCGAAAGACAUUAACAUGUCCGAUCCAGAAGCUAUGCAAAGAUAUAGGCGAAAAAUUGAAAAGGAUGAUGCCUAUAUACAUGCUAUUAUGCAUUUAGGACAUAGUAUGGAGCAUAACAUCUUACAAAACAACGCAGUGGACAUGUACCAAAUCUAUUACUCGGAGCUGCCAACGAUUCCACCGGUUGAGCGUAGCAGUUGUCAUACUGUGAAUGUGUACCGCGAGCCAAACGCAAGAAGGCCAGUACGCUCAAUUUCAUGGCAAGCAGAUGGAGGAGCCCGCUUUGCAAGCGCUCAUGCUGAUGUUGAACUUUUAAAAAACAACAGAGCUUCGCAAUUCUCUUACAUCUGGGAUAUAGAGAAUGCAAAUGCUCCCGAGUUGGCUAUUAAACCUCCUCAACCAUUACUUGACUUGAUAUAUAAUCCGCGAGAUCAACAUACUCUCAUUGGUGGAAUGAUGAAUGGUCAGGUUGGCUGGUGGGAUAUGCGCAAAGGCGGUGAUCCGGUCGCUGUAUGUCCUCCACACGUGGCUCACAGAGACCUCGUGCGUAAUGUCUUGUUCAUCAACUCUAAAACUGGCGCAGAGUUCUUUUCUGCUUCCCCAGAUGGAGUGGUAAAAUGGUGGGACACAAGAAACAUGGAUACACCAACCGAUUCCAUGAUUAUAGACCUCGUGAAAAACCCGACUGAUACACAUAACAUCGAACACGCUAUCGGAAUAUCUGCGCUGGAAUACGAGCCUACUAUACCAACGAGGUUCAUGGUAGGCACCGAAACAGGAUUAGUCAUUGGAGGAAAUAGAAAAGGCAAGAAUGACAUGGAGAAACUUCCAACAAAGUAUGAGGCUCAUCUGGGUCCAGUGUAUGCUCUACAACGAAACCCAACAUUCGUAAAGAAUUUCCUGACAGUCGGUGAUUGGACAGCACGGGUUUGGAGUGAAGACUGUCGCGAGUCGGCCAUUUUGUGGACCUGUUCACACCGCACCAAACUUACUGAUGGUGUUUGGAAUCCCAUCAGAUUCUCCGUAAUGUUGGUGACCCAAUGGGACGGCUGCUUGUCAUGUUGGGAUUUAUUGCGACGGCGGAAUGCACCGAUAGUCACCGCCCAAAUUUGCGAUGAGCCAUUGGUACGUCUGCGUCCACAUGAAGGUGGGCAGCUAGUAGCUUGUGGUAGCAGUAAAGGAACGAUUUAUUUGGCAGAAUUGUCUCAGAACUUGGGCACUGCAGAUAAAAAUGAUAAGGCUCUGUUAACCAAUAUGUUGGAAAGAGAGAACAAACGCGAACGUAUUCUCGAGGCUAGAAUGCGAGAAUUACGUUUGAAGAUGCGCCAAGGAGGGGAUACAGGUCAACCGGCGCCCGAUUCGGACCACAUCGUGAGCGAUCGGGACCUGGAAGAAGCCACGGCAGAGUACAUGCAAGCUGUCAACGAGUUUCAGGCGCAACAGCCGGCGACGUAAACUCUUAACUUGUGAAUUCUUCAUAUUAUAAAUGCGAUGGCUUUCAUGGUUUUAUUGUC